Molecule: messenger RNA, 3282 nt
Organism: Aspergillus heteromorphus CBS 117.55
Lineage: Eukaryota; Fungi; Ascomycota; Eurotiomycetes; Eurotiales; Aspergillaceae
Exons: 3
Coding region: 1-3282 (1093 amino acids)
Source: RefSeq, a predicted model, not a curated record
AUGCGCACCCGUUCGCAGCAAGCGUCCCCUGGUGGCCUGGUGUCACUCGAUGAUGAUCGUGUUCCUCGUCGGACUAGGUCCACAAGAAGCAACACACAGCAGGAUGCCACAAUCUCAGCAACCUCAUCGCAGUAUGCGACCCGUGCGAAGUCCCAACGCGCAACUAAAAAGGGCGAUAGUACCGCGAAGAAAUCCACCACCAAGGCCCAGUCGCGCAAGGCCACCUCUACUAAGCGCACGACGCGCCGGUCAACCCGCAACGCGGAUAAAGCGGCGUCUGACGAAGAUGUACAAACCCAUCAUGAGGAAGAGGCAACGGUCCCGAGCACAUUGGAAGCCGACAACAAUGAUUCGGAGAAGAACAUUGAACCCCCCAGAACCGAGCCCAAGGAGUCGGACCCUGAAUCCUCCUCCCCAAUGGACCCUAGCCCCAAGGACGCCGACGAGGACGACACCCCGGACUCCCGGGGAGCCUGGGCUGUCUCGUGUCUGCAGCCUCUCCUCGACGACCUGAGCAGUGUUGGCUCACCUCUUUCGGAGAGGUCGAAAACGCCAUCAUUGGCGUCGGAGGAUCAGACCGAGGCAGUCCUGGCACCACGCACCGCACAGGAGUCAGGCGCUAUCGACAUCGAGUUUCCGGAGGGAAACGAUAAGCGCUCGACUUCGACUCCUGUUGCGGGGGACCGCACCCUCGAGCCGCCUGCGGGACAAACCGUGACGGGGCCAAUGGAAUGGCGGAGGACCGAAGUCAUCACUUCGAUAUCCUCCGAGCAGUCUGCCUCCGUUGCGGACUCCGGAGAAGAGGCAGUCGUGGAGGACGAGCAGGUUGAAGCGCUGAUUUCAGCCUUCGCUGGAUUGUCUUUGGACAGUGUUACACCUCGCUCGUCUAAUGAAGCGGCUGUCCCUUUGAUGGAGUCGACACCCACGCCGACUGGAGAGCUUGCUGGGCCCUUGAAUUGGGCUCAGCAGGUCCCUUCCACGAGCUAUGUUCACCGCAUCACAGGACAGCUUGUGGAAGGGCCGUCGGCGUCGGUUGAGUUGGCGAGGGUGGCCAAGGCCCCCUCGACCCCUCAGGAUGGGGUUCGGGACUACUUCCUGCGAAAGAGGCGGCGUGAGGUCCAGGUGUUGUCUCCGCUGCGGGAAGAAAGUCCCGACCCCGGCUCAGGUGCCCCCAACGUGGUGUCCUCCCUGGGAAGUCCAGGGAAACAAACAAUGAAAGCCAAGAGAAAGAAGCUGACGCGCCGCGUAGCAAAUAAGAAACGCGCGAUUUCGGAAAUCAGCGACGAGGCCGAGCCUGAGACGCCCGUGGCGAACAAACGCCGCAAUCUUGGACCCCCAGGAAGCACCCCAUAUCGCCCUGCAACUCGACCCCGUGCCUUGACGGCGAACAUCGCGCCACACUCCGAGAGACGACGACGCCGCGCGGUCGAACGAGAGGGCCGUAUCCAUUCAACCGUUUUCCGCGUGUCACAGUUACUCGAUCAGCAGGCUGCUGAUCGGCAGCGCCAGGCAUCCGAGUUAUCUGCUUCUCCCAGUCCAUUCCCACAACCGCCACAGUCCAAGUUUGACUUCUCCAUUGAUGGGGACCACUCGUCUAACCGAGGUGUAGAACAAAACCAAACCUCAGCUGCUUCGUCUUCGGAACAGUUAUCUACAGUCCAGCAACCGUCUACUCCCGAGCGCACUCACAGGGGCUGGAAUAUCCGGGGCCUCCUCAACUCUGUACCUCGCCGCUUCUCUCGGAUUCUGCACCCUUUCGGAGGAAGUCCUGAACGAGCUGAAGUGUCGGAGCCAGUGCCCCCACAACCAUCUUCCGAGCGUAUCACCCGCACACUCCGCACGCAAUCUUCUCAGCCGCAACCAACCGUCUCUGAAAACCAAGUGCAGACCAGUCGCAGUCCCAGCGAGGAACCGCCUAAGAAGCGACCUCGCAGAUCCUGGUCUCUCUUCCCAACACCUAUUGACAGGUCCCUUUACCUUGGGGAUAUCUACAAAAAGGAUACGUCUAACAAGAAUAUCUCUAAAACGGAGCCAGCGACCUCAUCCUCUGCUCCUUCCGAAUCUCGUUCUACUGAAGAACUGCCAAUGCCACUGUCAGUGGAAGAGCCUAAACCACAAGAGCCCACCGUUUCAGACAGCCAGGCAAGUGUAACUCGUGGACGCGAGGUUACUUCUCAGCAGGCCAGCGAGGCACAGGAAACGCCAAAGAAGCGCAAGCGGUCCCCGUCGCCUGAUGUGAUUCCCAACCCGCCGGGAUGUAGCUAUGGAAUGGAUUUGGACUACUUCUGCUACAGCUCCGAAAGUGAAGAUGAGCAGGAAACUUCUUCACGAAUUGAACCAAAGAAAACUGGGAUCCUGGCCAAGACAGCUGUUCGCAGUGCCCUUCGCUCGGAGCGUCCGUCAUCAAAGAAAGUCCGGUUUGACGCGAGUCCAGAGAACACUCCAUCCAAGCUCAGACAGCGUGCUCGUGCGACUGAUCCGUAUCGAGGAAGACACUUCAUUGGAAUGGGCAGCGACUCUAACUCCCUCUCUACUCCGGAGACCCCAACACGUGCCCCCGAUUCUGCUCCCGCUCCAGCGCUUGAAGUCGAAGAUCCACGAAGCCGCCCUGGUUUUGUCCCGAACACACAGGGUACAUUCCAACUGGAUUACGAUGCUUUUUCGGAUGACUCUGAAUCAAGCGGAUCCGCUGGUGCAUCUCCUGCAGCCAAUUUGUCUGCCCCCAGCCCGCAGACUGCCACUCCGGUUGCCGCACAAACCCCGGAACCCCGUCCGACUCCACGUCCAGCUCCCGCUUUUGCACUUCCGUCAACACCGGCGAAGAUCGACGAUGAAGCCCUCGCCAGAGCUCGCUCUCAGGCAGAGAAAUACAAGCCUAAGACCCCUAGUGGCCUUCGUACUGCAAGCCGGUACUCAAGCCCUUUGACAGCCACACCUGACAUGGUUCCCAUGUCCGUCGCAGCUACUCCAGUACCUGCGUCUGCAGCCGUGCCAGCCCCUCAAUCUGAGCAUCGGCCCAUUGAAGAUUUUGGUGAUGAUGAGUUUGCUCGCGAGGCUCAGUGGCUUUAUGAAAAUUGCCCAUCUGGAGACCUUCGUGAUCUUGAGUGGCCUCAGCCCGUGACAUAUGAAGAGCAAGGCUUUAGUCGUGAGGCGAUCGAAUUUGUGAAUGAAGUUUGGGACCCCUCGGUGGUUGAUUAUGCUUAUGACAACAUUUGGACUCCCGGUCUGGAGGCAUUCAAGCGCGAAUUGGAAAUGGGGAUGUCUGAAGCUACUCUCGCAUAA